AUGGAUAGUCUCGUCAAAAAUGGGCCCUACAUGAACAAGCUGCUCUUGAAUGCCCUUUAUCUCCAAAGCAGCAUGUACAGUGAUUGGGAUUCAUCAUUUUUUGACAACCAGGAGUCAAAUUCCAAGGGCUUGGUCUUUUAUGAGCGUUUCAAGUCGCUACUACCUAACUAUAUUGACAAACCUACGAUUCCCACAACUGUGGCUUUGUUGACGUGUGGAGCAUGUCUGGUUCCAUAUGGCUACCAAAGUGCUGGAUGGGUGCUUUCUGGUAUGGCAUAUCAGAUGAUCGUCGACCUUGGCUGUCAUCUGGAUAGUCCCGCCGCCUCCAAACCCGCGGCUAUUGAGCAAGAGAUGAAAAAAAGAAUUUACUGGGGAGCUUUUGUCAGUGACAAAUUUCAGUCUUUGUUCCUUGGCCGACCAGUUACCAUGCAUGAGUCUACAGGGAAUGUCAGACAUGAGUAUCUUGAUUCUUUUGAAGAGAUGGAGGAGUGGACGCCAUACGUUGACAGUUUCACUCAGCCUGGUGAUAGUUCUGUUCAACCGUAUCGCGGCCGACCGGCUCGCGCUAUCAGCACAUUUCAGUCUUUGUUGCAACUUUCCAAGAUUGCGACUCAAAUAAUCCAGGCUUUCUAUUCUGGAGGAAGCCAAAGAAGUUCUGAGUUGGUCCUCUUGCAAAUCAAGAGUGAUGUUACUGGGCAACUAGGUUAUUGGCGGGACAAUCUGCCUCUCUGGCUGCUGUUUGAUCCAAGUGUAGACACCACGCCCCCGCCGCAUCAGAUCACACCACACGCACUUUACUGGACUCUGGUCAUUCUGACCGAGCAGGCAUUUCUCAACCGUGGUCGAUUCAACUUCACCUUAGAUCCUGACGCAGCGGAAGCCUCUCGAAAAUUAUGCAUAAAGGCGGCACUCAGCAUCUGGAGGCUCGUAGAAGCAUAUAAGCGAGUGUUCACUCUCCGAAGAGCCCAAUAUGGCAUCUCAUAUGCGACCUACUGUGCAGCCCUUGUCAUGCUUCAACACACUAGUCAUGAGAGCAACGAGUAUGGCGAGUGUAUUCAGUUUCUGUGGACUGCGCUUUCCGAGUAUCAGAAGGGGACUUGCUAUGGCUUGAAGCGGCCCCUGAAACUACUCAAGUCCCUCAUGCGACGACUCGGAAGCGUCAAUGCUGGUUCUGAAGCAGAUGAGCCGGUUUUGAUCUGGCCAACGCCCUCCACUGCUUCAAACCCCAGACUAGAUCCUGAUGCUAAUCGGCAUCUUGAAUCGGAGCUUUGGGAUGUCUCUACGUUAGGAAACAUCCCGGAUGACAUAUUUCUGGCGGAUGAUUCAAUCUUUGGGAUGUUUGGUGGAUAG
Molecule: messenger RNA, 1350 nt
Organism: Penicillium cataractarum
Lineage: Eukaryota; Fungi; Ascomycota; Eurotiomycetes; Eurotiales; Aspergillaceae
Product: fungal specific transcription factor domain-containing protein
Exons: 3
Coding region: 1-1350 (449 amino acids)
Biological process (GO): DNA-templated transcription
Molecular function (GO): zinc ion binding; DNA binding
Source: RefSeq, a predicted model, not a curated record